AUGGCAUCACCCAAUCCAUCUGGUGAACGUUAUAUUGGGCAAGGAGCAUAUGGAAAAGUGUAUGAAUUGAUUGGACACGAACCCCCAGCUGUGAUCAAAUAUAUGCAUUGUGGCAAUGAAGCACAAUUGGAGUUCUUCAAAAAAGAAUGUGAAGCUUUGAAGCAGAUCUAUCAUGAAAAUCUUGUCCGAUUGUAUCGAUACACAGAAGAGGGAAUAAAAGUGGGGAUUGUAAUGGAAUAUUGUCAGAGAGGAACACUCAAGGAAGUGAUACUUGAUCCAACAAUUACAUAUUCAAUGAACACCGUUCUCACAUGGGGAAUCCAAUUAUUUGAUGCCAUUGAUCACAUGUAUCAGAAACAUCAAAUGGUACAUCGAGAUAUCAAACCAGAAAAGAUUUUUGUGACCAAUGAAUACCAGCUGAAGAUUGGUGACUUUGGAUUGGAGGCUGAUGUAUCGUGUUCCCAUCGAAAUGAUGUCUACAGUCUGGGACUUGUUAUGUGGGAAAUCGUCGAGAGGAGAGUGGUCUUCUCUCAGUGUACAAAUUUUCGACGCUUCCGUAGACCGACUGCGGGUGAUGCUUUGGAGCUUCUUCGGAGGAUCGCAACGAAAGAUCCAUUCAUCUCAACAUUAUCUUUUUUACCAAAAAAAGAUAAACAACAAAAGUCUCUGAUUAGACCGAUUGGUUUCAAUGGGGAGAUAGAUGAGAUUGUCGUCGCUUAUCAUCAAGAGGGAAAAGAAAUCUUUCAACCCUCUGACCCCACUUUAACGAAUAACAAAAGGAUUCGAGCGAUCGCAAAACUUGAAGAGUUUGAUAGAUCAAAAACAAUAGGUCGUGCCGGUUAUGGGAGGACAGUGUAUUUAGUCACAAAAAAUGAAAAGCAGACGAUCAUCAAAAGCAUCGAGUGCCAAAGUUUUUCCACCCGGAAAAAUCGCCAAAAAGAAUACGAGAUACUAGCGAUGCUGAGGCAUAAAAAUGUCAUUGCACAUCUCAAAACAUGGGCACUCAGUGAGAAGGAAAUUGGAAUCGAAAUGGAAUAUUGUGAUCGAGGAACGCUCCAAGAAGUGGUAUCCAACCUCAAAAUCGUUUAUUCAAUGGGACAAGUGAUCGUUUGGGGCAGGGGUCUUUUUGGCGCCCUUCACUAUAUCUACAGUAAACAUAGAGUGGUUCAUCGGGACAUCAAACUGGAAAACAUUUUCGUGAACAAGACCUUCGACCCAAAACUCGGAGAUUUUGGAACAGCGCGAGAAGUCGAUGAGACUCUCAACAACGGAACACCGGAUAGCGGAACGCCGCGAUACAUGAAUCCAGACAUAAAUAAUCUUUCCAAGGCAUCUCAUCGAAACGACGUUUAUUCGAUGGGGCUCGUGUUGUGGGAGAUUAUUGAGAGAAGCACCGUGUUCAUGGAGUACGGCAAGAAGUUUGAGCGAGACCGAUUCAUAACCGAUAUUGCGUUACUCAAACUGACUGAAUUAAUCGCACCCGAAUCCCCGCAGCCAAUUCAAGAGAUCGUGAAAAAAUGCACCGUUUUCAAUUAUCGAAAAAGACCUCUUGCCAAAGAGAUUGUCGAGCAGCUGAAACAAUUGGAUGAGAGCGGAUUUUUCCCGACAAUGAUCGAAGAAGACGAACAAACGAGUGAGCUCAUCCGCCCGAUCGGUUUCAACGGAGGCGGUGAAAGAGUGCCGGUGUCAAAGAAAACAACCGAAGAUCACCCCGACCCAUCCAUCCAGUCUACUACUCAUAGGCACAACUUUACAACGAAUGAGUCUGAGCGUUCCGCCAGAGGAGAU
This is a messenger RNA of Mesorhabditis belari, 1788 nucleotides long. NCBI's taxonomy places the organism in Eukaryota, Metazoa, Nematoda, Chromadorea, Rhabditida, Rhabditidae. The record is from the annotation of a GenBank genome assembly.